AUGAGGGCACAUCUGGGCCAGCGCCAGGUAGCUGUGUUGACCAGAGAUGGACACAAGGUCAUCCUAGAGAAGAUAGAAGACUGGAAUGUGGUAGAACUCAUGGUAAACGAAGAAAUUGUCUUCCACUCUAACAUCAAAGACUUGGAGUUUGGAGGUGAUGGUAAACUAGACCCGCUGUGUGAAGAGGCCAGGAUAGCCGUCCUAAAUGCCUACUGA
This is a messenger RNA of Leptonychotes weddellii (Weddell seal), 216 nucleotides long. The record is from RefSeq and is a predicted model, not a curated record. NCBI's taxonomy places the organism in Eukaryota, Metazoa, Chordata, Mammalia, Carnivora, Phocidae.